AUGACCAUAGCCAUGAAGGUCCGCUUUGCACACGAGAAGUAUGUCAUGCGAAUCGACAAGACUGCGCCAAAUGCUCGUAUCUGGACAUCGACGCCGACACGUCACACAGCAACACUGUGCCACUCGCCUCGCCAUAUCCGAAUGCCGUCUCCCAACAGCAUGUGCCGGGCAGCGGCACUGGCGGCCUCGUCCAUGGCCGCGGCCAGCGCAAACAUGGACACGGAGUCGGCGUCCUUUCACGACGGAGCGGGCGUCUUGAAAUUCGUCAAUCCCCUCAUCGGCACGCGUGGCUUCGUGCCCGACAGCAACGGAGGCAUGAUUCCCAGCGUGUGUCCCCCCUUCGGCAUGACAAGAUGGACGCCCCAGACACGCGAGAACUACAUCUCGCAAGUGCCGUACUCGGAUCUCGACAGGCGCGUGCAUGGCUUCCAGGCAACCCACCAGCCGGCAAUCUGGAUGGGCGAGCAAGGCCAGAUGGCGCUGGCUCCGGGACUGCUGCGUGCCGUCGGUGGUGUUCGCACGCAGUUCCAUAAACGGGGGCUUUCGUUUCGAAAGUCUGACGAGACGAGCACUCCGUACGUCUAUCAGGUCCUGCUGGACGCCGACUCCGUGGGGGACUUCAACUACAAUCUGACAGAGCAGUGGGCUCACGAGGAGUACGGCGACGCCUGUCCUCCGUGUCCUGGCGGCGGCGGCACCGUCCCAGACAGCGUGAGGGAGGGCUCCAAUGGACGGGCGAGGAAGCGAGCUUCUACGAGACGGUCUGAUGCGUCUGAGGGGGGCGCCGCCGCCGAUGAGUCUGGUUCAGAUUCGUCCCAUGCGGAGCUCGGCGAGUACGAGCACUCCAUCAAAGUAGCCAUGUCUGCGACAUCUCACGUCGGGCACAUCCGGUUCGACUUCCAACACAGGUCGGGCUCGAAAUUCCGCCCUCAGCCAUAUGUAGCUGUGCAGGCUACGCGCCUCAACUGGACUGGCCAUGUGGAAAUCGACCCCCAGAGGCGCGAAGUUUCAGGGAGCAACACGCAGAGGCAAGAAUAUGCCAUCGGGCCCUACCAGCCCAAGAACUUCAGCGCAUUCUUCGUUUCCCGAUUCUCGGCGCCGUUCGAGUCUUACGGCACUUCCCAGGGGAGCAAGACGGAAAGGGGAGUCAAGGGGCUUCGGGGCAAGGAUGUCGGCGCAUAUGUCGUGUUUGACAAGGCGCAGCAGAGGGUCGAAGUCCGAACGGCAGUAUCCUUCGUCAGCGUCGAGCAAGCGCGCAGGAACCUCGACGUCGAGAUUCCCGACGGGCGUCCCUUGGAGUCGACGGUGGAGCAGACCAAGCAAGCCUGGCUGGAGAAGCUGGGCCGGAUCACGAUAGACGGCGCCAACAAGACGGACUUGGAGCACGACCAGCAAGCAAUCUUCUACACGGCGCUGUUCCAUGCGCUCCAGUACCCCAACGACUACUCGGAGCCCAUGGGCCACACGGACCCGAGCAGGCGGUGCUUCUACAGCGGCUAUACUGACAGCGUACACGGAGACAACGAUUCGUACUAUCAGUCGUGGUCCAUCUGGGACACGUACAGGGCGGAGCAUGCCCUCCUCACGCUCUUGGCUCCGGAGCGCGUGAACUCCAUGAUGCGCUCGCUCCUCCGCAUCUUCGACUGGUCCGGCCGCCUACCGAUAUGGGCAAACAUGGUUGAGACAAACACCAUGAUUGCCACCAACGCGGAUGCCGUCAUCGCAAACGCUCUCGCCCGCGGCUUCAACGACUUCGACAUCCAGAAAGCCUGGAAGGCCGUCCACACGGACGCCUACGUCCCGCCGGAGCGAGACACCGAGCUCUUGUAUUUCGAGAGGGAGCCCAACACGCCGCACGAAGCCAGGGCCGGCCUCACGAGCUACCUCCAACACGGCUGGGUCGACAACGACAGAUGGGCCGAGGCGGCCAGCCGCACUCUUGACUAUGCCUUUGAUGAUUUUGCUGCCGCCGUCGUGGCCACCCACGCGGGCGACCAUGCUUCCGCAGAGGAACUCGUGGCUCGAAGCCGCAACUACGUCAACAUCUGGAACAAUCAGACGCAAUUCAUGCAGACGCGCAACGCCAACGGGACUUUUGCAAGGGACGACUGGGGCUGGACAGAAGGCGACAAGUGGGUGUAUACGUUUGAUGUCAUGCACGACGCGGGCGGUUUGGCGUCCCUGUUCAGGGGCGGCAAGGAGGGCAUGAAGGCCAGGCUGGACCAGCACUUCUCCGAGGGCCGCAACAUGCACAGCAACGAGCCCUCUCACCAUGUGCCGUAUUUGUAUUCGGCCAUUGGAUACCCCAUGGACUCUGCUGACAAAGUCCGCGACAUUGCGUGGACGGAAUACAACAACACCGCUGCGGGACUCUGUGGGAAUGAGGAUCUGGGGCAAAUGAGCGCGUGGUACGUCUUUUCGGCUCUGGGAUUCUAUCCCCUGAAUCCUGCGACCGACGAGUAUGUCAUAGGGACCCCCUUCUUCGACAAAGUCGAGAUUCGACUCCCUACAACGUCGGGGACAGACGGCCAUACUCUUGUCAUAUCUGCGCCGGGCGCAGGUACCCAAGGCAAAGCCUAUAUCAAGGGCGUAAAGGUGGACGGCAAGUCGGUUCACGAGCCGCUUUUGAAACACGCAAACAUUGUGAAUGCAAAAAAGAUCGAGUUCAUCAUGAGCUCUGAACCAACCGCUUGGGGCAGCAGGGGAACCGUGUAG
This is a messenger RNA of Metarhizium album ARSEF 1941, 2715 nucleotides long. RefSeq names its product Glycosyl hydrolase 92. Gene Ontology annotation, molecular function: peptide-N4-(N-acetyl-beta-glucosaminyl)asparagine amidase activity; carbohydrate binding. The transcript is spliced from 2 exons. The coding region runs from base 1 to 2715 and encodes 904 amino acids. Gene Ontology annotation, cellular component: cytosol; nucleus. NCBI's taxonomy places the organism in Eukaryota, Fungi, Ascomycota, Sordariomycetes, Hypocreales, Clavicipitaceae. Gene Ontology annotation, biological process: glycoprotein catabolic process; protein deglycosylation; carbohydrate metabolic process. The record is from RefSeq and is a predicted model, not a curated record.